AUGUCUAAUAUCAACCAACCACCUAUUGCAGCGUCUUCGAAAGCCUCUGCCUCCUCUGGGCCCGCGUCCCCAGCACAGAAUCAGCCCACAUCCAUCACCACCGGUCCCUUCUUCGGCCAACAGCGGGGUAGCGCUGGAACCGCUGCGUCGACUCGAUCUUCGCCCGCGCCACGGAACAACCAGCAGAGCAAGAAGCAGCACAAAGGCUCGAAGCGCUUCAGACAGACGGAUGAGGAUGCCCUUGUCGAGAUGCACAACUUCACCAACCGGAAAGGGCAAACCUCAAUCACCCAUCUUAUGAACUUUAGCCUCCCACCUCGCCCGCAGAACCACCAAUCACAUGGAAGAAACUACCGGCGCAAUCCGACAUGGGGUCUAGGUUCGGGUUACCACGCAGUAGACAAAGCGAGAUACGUGCAUGCGAACUACCGCUUCAUUGUAGAUCCGCGCCGCGACUAUCGCGCCCAGAGCGUCGACGCCGAUAUUCACCUGGACUGGAACAAUGUCCUGCAGAUCCUGGCCUCGGAGGUUUCACAGGAGGCAUCAUGUCCGAUCUGCCUCGGGACUCCGGUAGCCCCGAGGAUGGCUAGAUGCGGUCACAUUUUCUGCCUUCCCUGCCUCAUCCGCUACAUGCAGUCCGAGGACGAAGGCAAGGCACCCGAGAAGAGGGCACGAUCCAAGAAGUGCCCGUUGUGCUUCGACACUAUAUACGCAUCCGAAACCCGGCCGGUGCGCUGGUAUCAAGGACAGGAAAGCGAGCCGCCACGGGAGGGGAGCGAUGUGGUGCUCCGCUUGCUGGUGAGACCGGCUGGUAGUACGCUAGCCAUGCCGCGCGACGGCGCCGAUGCUUUGGGCAGAGAUGAAGAUAUACCCUGGCACCACGCUGCCGAAAUCAUGGAUUACGCUCGUGUUAUGCGAGGUGGAGAGGACUACAUGCUGGAGCAGUUUGAGGAGGAGAUAAAGAAACUAGACCAGCAAGGGAAGGAGGACGAAGUCAUGUUUGGCGAAGAUAACAUGGAAUGGACGAGGAAAGCGAUACGAAGUAUUCGAGAAUCAAAAGAGAAGAUGAAAGGAAUCGGGAACCCUCCGGACGAGCCAGUCAAACCGGCGGAACCCAAAAUGAAAAGGGCCCCAAUUGUCUUCGACGAAGAGCCAGGAGCUGCGCCAGAAAUGUAUAAGAUCCAGAAUGCGUCCAAAUCAGGGCAGGACUCUCUAGCGACACCAGUACCCCCCGAAUCUGCUUCCGAUGAAACGAAACAACAGAGAACCAUGUCCGUCUCCUCCCACACUUCGAAAGCAGGUCAUGGAAUCGCCUCUACCCUUGCCGAGAUUCGCAAUCGACAACAUCACGACCACACCCAUACGCCCUCUGAAUAUUUCUUUUACCAAGCGCUGCUGCAUUACUAUUUAUCGCCAUUAGACAUCCGCAUUUUGAAAGCUGCAUUCGGCAAUUAUGCGAACCUUCCUUCCACAAUCCUGCCACGCGUCGAGCGUGUCUCUACGGGACAUGUCGUUGACGAUGAGUUGCGAAAAAGGACGAAGUACCUAGCGCAUCUGCCAUAUGGAUGUGAGGUUAGCUUUCUAGAGUGCGAUUGGACUGAUACUGUUGCGCCAGAGGUUCUGGAGAGUUUCAAGCCGGAGAUCGAGAAGAGACGGAAAAGGCAUACAGACAAGGAAACAAGGGAGGAAAAGGCACGUUUGCGGGCCGAGAAAGCAGAGUACGCUGAGUUCUCCUCUGCGCGGAGGAAACGCCCAAGUAUAUCAGAACGAUUCUCUGCAGCCGACUUCCAGCCCUUGGCAUCAGGUAGCGCAUCCGAUGCGCAACCUGUGGAAGGAGACAACACUUCGUCAUCACCACCUUGGCCGACGCGACGAGGCGAGGGCUUCGCGUCUUUGGCUUCCCCUUCGACGAGUCCUUCAGCACCACGGACUGUGUGGGGCACAGCUGCAAUAGCAGGGGCCUCCCCCAUUCUAGCGCCUCAAGAUCAUCACGAUAUGGACGAUGGCUGGCUCCAGGGCUGGGAGAAGGAUCUGCUUCAGGAAGAAGAGAUGUUGGCACAGGCGCAGGCCAUGUCGCUUGGUGAAGCGGAGGAGACGUCGAAGAAGCAGGCUGGCGGAAAAAAGAAGAAAAAUAAAAAGAUAACACUGAUGAGCACAAACGUCAGGAGAGGAGCAUGA
Molecule: messenger RNA, 2178 nt
Organism: Cucurbitaria berberidis CBS 394.84
Lineage: Eukaryota; Fungi; Ascomycota; Dothideomycetes; Pleosporales; Cucurbitariaceae
Product: RING finger domain-containing protein
Exons: 2
Coding region: 1-2178 (725 amino acids)
Biological process (GO): positive regulation of transcription by RNA polymerase II
Molecular function (GO): metal ion binding; transcription cis-regulatory region binding
Source: RefSeq, a predicted model, not a curated record